Molecule: messenger RNA, 1446 nt
Organism: Durotheca rogersii
Lineage: Eukaryota; Fungi; Ascomycota; Sordariomycetes; Xylariales; Xylariaceae
Exons: 2
Coding region: 289-1323 (344 amino acids)
Source: RefSeq, a predicted model, not a curated record
GCAGUAAGAAGGCGGGUAUGGUCAGAGGAAAAGGGGGUUGGCGGUUGGCAGUUUGGGGGGAGGGGGGGGGAAGAAGGGCGUAGAUGAGAGAUAUAACGCGAGUACGAAAAAUGGAUAGAGAAAACACUAUUAGACGGAUAUAGCCACGAGAAAUAGAGCCCGCAAUUUGACCUAUCAGAAAAAAUGCCGAAUCUCGUCUCGUCUCAUCUCCCUAGCAAUCCCUAACGAGGGAGAGGGAUAAGAGCGGAAAGACAGAGGGGAGGGGAUGGGUGAAAAGAGAAACUCGACAUGAACAGCUCAUUUUGCAUGUUUGCAUCAUGCCCAACGCCUACGCGCACGCAUACAUACACACGCGCACACGUAGGUAUGUGUGCACAUCCAUACAACCAUACAUACAUACGUCCGUACCUGUACAUGCCUGACAUCGCCCACGCUGUCUCACCACUACACGCUGCAUACGCAAGGUGCCAGCUACUCAUAUGUAGGAUCGGCCGCGGCGGUAGCACUUGGGCACUACGUAGUAUGCCUAGCCUAGGUUGCGGCAGGUCAGGUCAGGCCAGCAGAUCAGGUCAGUCUGCACGAUAUAGCGCCGUAUUCUCUGCAUGCAUGCUGCCGCUCCCUUUCCUCGGCAGAUGGGACCAGAUGCCGAGUGAGGACCUCGAUGUAGGCCAGAGCCUUCUCGUCUCGUCUCGCGAUGUAGGCAGACGCGUAUCCAUAUCUGCUUCUUUGUUUGUCGUGUGUUUGCGUGCGUUGUGCCUGUGCGCUCGUACGAGUGUAUACGGACGCAUCUAUGCACCCCGGGAUAUAUUUUUCUGCCCUUCAUACCUCGGUGCCAUGCGACGCAUGAGAGGGAUGGGGGAAGGAGAGGGAUGGGGGGGGGGGGAACCACCCCAUUCCAUGGCAUCCCAUCCAGCUGGCACCGCCGGCCUCCCGGCUAGCUGGCUAGCUAUGUCGAUAGCCGAGCUAGCAAGGACUAAACCGAAAAACUCCCUCCCCAAUAAGACCCAGCAAAGCAUCCACGGCAGACUGAAGGGAAGAGAAGGGGAAGAGAAAAAAGAAACGGCUGUUGGCUUGGCGAAACCACGAUGUCGUCUUACCUUACCGACAUUCUGGGUAAAGGAGACCCGAGUACGGCUAAACCUCCGGGGUCCAGCGGGCGUGCGCACCCUUGCGCCCCUCUUCCCCUUCCCCCUGGGCUUAUACAUAUACAUAUAUAGACAUGUUUAUGUAUGCCUACUGAUUUCCCAGCAGCUGCAGGUGUGGACAACGUGUAGGAACGUUUCCGCCCGAAUGGUAAGGCACCCUCGCCUCACUUCUGCAUGAUACUUGCCGGGCCCGAGAGGGGGGCCAGCAAGGAGAGGCUGGCGGCUUUCGUCGCGUUGUUUGGCUGUGGUCCCGCACGCUGGGGAAUUGUGAAGAGAGAAAGGGAUAACUAGCAUAUUUCUU